Capsella rubella is the source of this 748-nucleotide messenger RNA. Its product is annotated as putative BTB/POZ domain-containing protein At2g05330. Gene Ontology annotation, molecular function: protein binding. NCBI's taxonomy places the organism in Eukaryota, Viridiplantae, Streptophyta, Magnoliopsida, Brassicales, Brassicaceae. The record is from RefSeq and is a predicted model, not a curated record.
AUGGCAACAUCACAAACCAGCAAAGAGCAAUUCUCGGAUGGACUUGCAAAGAUCUUAGCAGAGAAAUGGCUAGUUGACGUAUAGCUCAAGGCAGUGGAUAGUGAGGGUUCAUUUAUCUCUGCCCACAAAGUUAUUCUGGCAUCAAGAUCAAAGGUUCUUAAGAAGAUGUUAAAAUCAGAUGAGUUCAAGACUUCUGGUAAGAAUAUAGAAACAAUCACUCUCCCAGAGAUGAAACAAAAAGAGCUAUUUGUUAAGUUCAUAUAUAGUGAUGGUUCCAUGCUUUCUUCCAAAAUGAAGCAACACGUUCGAGCUCUCUAUCUUGCAGCUGACAAAUACAAGAUUCUACAACUACGAGAGCUAUGCAGAUCCGAGCUUAUAUCUUCUCUAGCUAUGGAGAAUGCUCUUGACUUCCUUGAGCUUGCUCAAACCCCUUUUGACAAAGCCCUCAACGAUGCAGCCUUGAGUUAUAUUAAAGCUAAUGAACUUAGGAUACCUAGCUUUGAUAAGUUCAAGUUGUUCGCUGAUAGCUUCCCUGAUCUUACUGUGGAGAUGUUAGAGGCUUCUCUUGUUGGUAGAAGCUGUUAUAAUUGUGGCUACAUUAACGAUCAUAAUCGUAAUGGUAAAAGCUGUUCCAAUUGUGGUUUUGACCGUCCUUGUUGCAGCUAGAUGAAUUCAAAAUGUUGUUUUUGUUGUAUCACUUCAUGUUUCCAAAACUUAACAAAUCUUAUAAUAAAAUCACGAUUUGGUA